Messenger RNA from Scomber japonicus (chub mackerel), 1977 nucleotides. RefSeq names its product synaptic vesicle glycoprotein 2 (gene sv2). The transcript is spliced from 13 exons. The coding region runs from base 40 to 1671 and encodes 543 amino acids. The record is from RefSeq and is a predicted model, not a curated record. Gene Ontology annotation, biological process: transmembrane transport. Gene Ontology annotation, molecular function: transmembrane transporter activity. Gene Ontology annotation, cellular component: membrane. NCBI's taxonomy places the organism in Eukaryota, Metazoa, Chordata, Actinopteri, Scombriformes, Scombridae.
CUUGCCCAUAUUUAGACACAUCCGACUGAAGAGUGAGGGAUGUCUGGUCACGCUGACGCAGAGGCGAGCGAGCCGCUUCUUACCGGAGACCACCUGGAACCAAACGAGCUGGACUCUGAUGAAGGUGAAAUCAUUUUCGACAGGAGUGCCUCGAACAUCACAAGUCAUGGUGGUGCGAGUGUACAAAGAAGAUUAACAUUUGAGGAAGCAGUGGAGGAAGCAGGUUUUGGUUUGUUCCACUGGCUGCUGUUGGUGGUGUGCGGCUGGGCCAAUGCCAGCGAUGCCAUCGAGAUUCUCUGCGUGUCUUUUCUGCUGCCAACGGCGCGCUGUGAUCUGCUGCUGAGGUCCUCAGACAUGGGCCUGCUGACUGCCAGUAUUUUCCUCGGAAUGAUGGUGGGCGGCUACAUGUGGGGAUACUUGGCUGACCAGAGGGGGCGCCGCAGGGUCCUGGUUGUGUCCCUGACAGUGAACGGGGUGUUCGGAGGUCUGGCCAGCACAGCUCCCUGGUUUUGGCUCUUCCUGCUGCUGCGAUUCAUCAGCGGCAUCGGGGUCGGUGGGUCGAUUCCUGUUAUCUUCUCGUACUUCUCAGAGUUUAUGCCCCGGCUGAGGAGAGGUGCGAUGAUCAGCGCUCUGGCUACUUUCUGGAUGGCAGGAAACAUUGUGGCUGCAGGUCUGGCCUGGCUGGUGAUUCCCAGAACUUGGGCACAUUUCUCUGUGGGAUCUCUGGACUUUCAGAGCUGGAGACUGUUUGUGGUGCUGUGCUCUGUUCCCAGUCUCACAUCAGCCCUCCUCUUCAAGCUGCUCAUGCCUGAAAGCCCCAAGUUCCUCAUGGAGGCGGGCCGGGAGAAAGAGGCGAUCCAUGUCUUCCACCUGAUGUUUAAGCUGAACAUGUGGAGAAAAGGAAAAGCUUUCCCGGAAUUUGGUUUGUCUACCAGCUCCAAGCAAAGAGGGAAAAUGGAUGAGACUAAAACUUGGGGCUCACCUAAAGAGCGACUCUGCAGAAUUAUUAAAAAGGGCUUGGUGCCUAUUAAACAGAUGUUUGACGGUUCACUCAAAUCCAGGAGCAUCGUUCUGCUCAUCAUCUUCUACUGCAUCUCCUUCGGUUAUUACGGGCUGUGGAUGUGGUUCCCAGAGCUCUUUAUGAGAAUCGAGGACGGCGGCUCGCCCUGUGCCAACGUGACCCGACCAUCUACACUCGGCAACCAAAACUGCUACCCAGUGAAGACAGCAGUGUACAUGGAGGGUUUCAUCAUCGCUGCGUCAAACCUGCCGGGCAACAUCUUCACUAUUCUCAUGAUGGACAGCACUGGAGGAAAGACUCUGCUGUCCUGUAGCCUGCUGCUGUCCAGUGUCUGUGUCUUCUUCAUCUACGUGGUCCAGACCAAAGCUCAGAGUCUCAUCUUCUCCUGCGUGUUCAGCGGCGUGUCGGUCAUCGCCUGGAACGCUCUGGACGUGGUGGGAACCGAGCUGUACCCGACCCAGCUCAGGUCCUCCGCUCUGGGUUUCUUCACAGGAGUGGGUCGAAUAGCAGCGAUCACGGGUAACGUCGUGUUUGGAAACUUGGUGGACACAAACUGUGCCGUGCCGGUGCUGAUGGUGUCGGCUCUGCUGCUUUCUGGAGGAAUCGUGGCUUUCCUGCUUCCAAAAACCAAACAGACGGAGCUCACCUGAACACUCUCGUUAUUUAAGAUGAAUAAAUUAUUAGUAGACAUCCUCCUGAAGUCCUUACAGAGGCAGGCUGGACGGUUGUUGAAUUAUAUCUAUAUCUGCUGUUGCUGCUCUAGGAGGAUAUUUAAAUCCUGUGCCUUCUGUCAUUUCUCUCUGUGCCUUUUUUAUGGUGCCACAGCAACGCUCUCCACCUCCUCCAACCGUUAUUAUUCAGGAAAAGUGACUAAGAAGAGAAAGAAAGGCAGGUGUGCUACAUAUUGUGAGCUCAGGAGAGAGUACGAACCGUCAAGGACAUCUAAAAGGUUUGCC